Molecule: messenger RNA, 459 nt
Organism: Lichtheimia ornata
Lineage: Eukaryota; Fungi; Mucoromycota; Mucoromycetes; Mucorales; Lichtheimiaceae
Exons: 2
Coding region: 1-459 (152 amino acids)
Source: RefSeq, a predicted model, not a curated record
AUGCAAAUCAUAUCACUAACAGCCUUGUUCUUGCUACUAUCGUCAUUUCUCGUCACCUAUACAACCCAUGCAGCACCGGUAUCCAUCAAGCGUCGUGAAGAUGAUGAUGAUGACGAUGGUGGUGAUGAUGAUGAUGGCGGAAAAACAUACCAUGGCCAAGCUACGUGGUUUGUCCCAGCCGACGAAGGUGGUCCUAUCGGUGCAUGUGGAGAUCAUGAAGAUAGCGACUCGCUCAUUGUUGCCUUGAAUCAUGACCAAUAUGGUGAUAUGGAUGCAAAGAGCUCCUGGUGCGGAAAAAAAAUUCUCUUGAAAGGUCCUAAAAGCUCCAUGGAGGUCACCAUCGUUGAUGCUUGCCCUGGAUGCGAUUAUGGAUCACUUGAUUUAACUCCUAGAGUGUUCAAGCAUGUUGUUGGCGAUCUAGAUAAGGGUGUUGGGAAGAUUUCCUGGCACGAAGUAUAA